UCGGGGCCGCUGCAGGGGAAGAGCCGCCACCCGGAGAUCGCAGCGCCCGUCUGCCCCCGCCAUGUCGGACUUCGACAGCAACCCCUUCGCCGACCCGGACCUCAACAACCCCUUCAAGGAUCCUUCUGUUACACAGGUGACAAGAAAUGUUCCUCCAGGACUUGAUGAGUAUAAUCCUUUCUCCGAUUCAAGAACACCUCCUCCAGGAAAUGUGAAAAUACCUAAUGUACCCAGUACCCAGCCAGCAAUAAUGAAACCAACAGAAGAAUCACCUGCUUACACACAAAUUGCAAAGGAGCAUGCCUUGGCCCAGGCAGAACUGCUAAAGCGUCAAGAAGAACUGGAGAGAAAAGCAGCUGAACUAGAUCGCAGAGAAAGGGAAAUGCAGAGUCUCAAUCAGCAGGGGGGUAGAAAAAAUAACUGGCCACCUCUUCCUGAGAACUUUCCAGUAGGUCCCUGUUUCUAUCAGGACUUUUCUGUAGACAUUCCCGUAGAAUUCCAGAAGACAGUAAAGAUUAUGUACUAUUUGUGGAUGUUCCAUACAGUGACACUGUUUCUUAAUAUCUUUGGAUGUUUGGCCUGGUUUUACGUUGAUGCUACGCGAGGGGUUGAUUUUGGAUUGAGUAUUCUCUGGUUCUUGCUUUUUACCCCUUGUUCUUUUGUCUGCUGGUACAGACCACUUUAUGGAGCUUUCAGGAGUGACAGUUCAUUCAGGUUCUUUGUGUUCUUCUUUGUAUAUAUCUGUCAGUUUGCUGUACAUGUACUUCAAGCUGCAGGAUUUCAAAGAUGGGGAAACUGUGGGUGGAUUUCAUCUCUUACUGGUCUUAAUAAGAGUAUUCCUGUUGGCAUUAUGAUGAUAAUCAUAGCUGCACUUUUCACAGCAUCUGCUGUUAUCUCAUUAGUUAUGUUUAAAAAGGUGCAUGGUCUUUACCGCACGACUGGUGCUAGUUUUGAGAAAGCGCAGCAGGAGUUUGCAACAGGAGUGAUGUCCAACAAAACUGUACAAACAGCUGCAGCUAACGCCGCAUCAACAGCAGCAACCAGUGCAGCUCAAAACGCGUUCAAGGGUAACCGAAUGUAGAGGAAUGUACAAAGUCAUCACAGUUCUCUUCGAUUGUACUUUAUUUUGCAGUCACUUACUAUAUUCCCUAAAAGCCUAGAUCAAAAUUCACACAGCAUGUUUGUCUCUUCUGCAGCUGUGCAUGGGUAAAAUGGGAAGUGUUUGGUUUAUUUUAUUACAAAUUUAUUUAUUUUAAAAAGAUAACCAUUCUUUGCCCUUUUUUAUGGAGGAUAAGUAAUUUCAGCAAUUGGCCUGAGAAUGAAUUGUGGUAUGUAAGGAUCAAAUAAAUAUAUUAUGAAUUUAGAAGGUUUUUUAGUGGUUCACUCCAGUAUUUUUUUUAACUUCAGGAAAGCACUUUGGAUCAAUUGUUUUUCUUCCUAAGAACUGUUUUCCCUAUUUCUUUCUACUAUAAGAAGUGGGGUAGACUGGAAGAUACGUAACGUUAGGUUUGGCUACUGCUUUUGCAAUUUCAGCGGCUGCUGGAGGACAAAUACAAGUAGGGUAGAUAUUACAAAUUCUUUUCUUGGGUUUUUUUUAGGAUAAGUCUUUUGAUAUAAACCUGUAAGUUUGCAUGAAUACUGUUGAGUUACCAGAUCUUGUUUAACUAGUGUUUUGGUCUAGAAUUUACCUGCGCCACUUUAUAAUUAUAGCAUUUGUUUGUAUCUAUUUUCAUGAAGUAUUCUCUACCUGUGAGAAAUUACUAUGGUGCACAAACAUUCUCUGUAAUAGAAUGUGUAAUGCAGUGUACAGUUUAAGGAAGUUGACUGAUGGUUUCAAUCACAGAGCUAAAUGAUUAUAUAUUUGCUAUUUUUAAUUUCAGUAUUCAUGUCUUGGGGUAAUAGUCUUGCUGGAAAAGAAACCAAUAUUGACUUUUAGAACACUAGUAGUUUCUUGCCCCCCUCCCCUUUUUUACGUGCAGUGGUAUUUUUGUUGUAUUUGGGAUUUUUUGGGGGUUCGUUGGUUUUUUUUAAGUGUAGAUCUGUGUUUAACAGUGGUACUAAAUUUCUAGCCUAGUCAGUCACUCUGUUUAGUGCUUGUCCGAAAACCUAAAUACGCAGUAUUUAAUUUUCUAACAGGAAUAUUGUUUAAAACCAAGCUUUUUAAGCAAUGGCAUUUAACAGAUACUUGAAUUCAUUUUAACGUUAACUCAGCCAUCUCUGUGAUGUGAUUUAAGCUGGGGGAAAAAAAGCUUUUAAACUAUUUUGAGUUGGCAAAGUGAGACAUUUUCAUCUUUAACAAAGUUAAAUUUUAACUCAUUGAAUUGGAGGCCUAAAAGGUUAAACUGGUGCUGUGGACGUGGACAAUCCAUAAUGGUACAUACCAUCUUAAUAUUCUAGAAUAUAAUCAUGUCUUAGCAUAACGUCAUGUUUCUCUCCUUUGAAGACUAUUUAUAUUCUUGGAUUGCCUUAUGAGUCUUACGCAGAAUAUUUGGGCUGUUUUUUCAAACUCUGUUUCAGAAGGUGCAAACAGGAAGGACCACAUCCCACAACCUGUAUAAGCAUACACUGUGGCUGAAAUGAAUUCAGCUCUUAAGGUGAAUCACCUUCAGUGAGACAGCAUAAAAUUCGGAGGCCCCACCAUGUUCUGAUGUGGACCAACUGUCAUAGAUUCUUUUUCACUACACUGUAUUCAUAAUAACAGAAGAGCAUUACAAAAAAUAAAACCCUUAGUUAAUCCCUGGGUCAGUAUUGUACUGUUGGCAUGAAGUCCCUAUUAGUCUCCUUUCUUUUACUAAUUUCUUUAAAUCCAACUUGAAUUUGGAUAAAUAUAGUAGUUUCACCUAUGCUGAAGUUCAUAUUCAUGAAUAUACUUGCUUCUAAAUGUUCUCUGCAUCAUAAAGUUAAAAGCAAUUUAAAUAUUCUGUGUAAUAGGGGCUCUAAAAUUUCAUAGUAGUGGACAUGCUAGCGUUGAACUUAAAUUUGUGUGGAACAUUAUUAAAAGCUUUCCAGAUAAAAGCCACCCUUUUCUGUUGAGAUCAGGCAUCAUCCUUCUAGCAGCUGUAUAUCAAGAUUAUUCUUUUCAUCAUCUUUUAAACUUAACUUGAGGGUUGUAUCUAGGAACUCUACUAUGGAUUACUUUAAAAUCUAAAUUUAAGCAAUUCUCUUGGUAUCUUAUGAAUAGGAAUCCUAGGGACAUCAUCCUUGCAACUUAAGUUGAAGAUUGCAUACUAACAUACAUUACCACAAUAUAUUAUGGAAAAAACCAUUAGGAAUAAAACCUGAAUUUGGCAGGUAGAUUUUUUUCCCAAAUGUUUAAAGGCUCUUUGAGAAAACAUAAUUAAUGUUCUAUGUAUAGGGAGUGUUGAUUUGUAACGUCAUGGGUUGAAUGUAUGGAUUUAAAACUCCUAAGUGAAAUUCAAGGUUCAGUUACAAGUGAAUUGUUUAAACCAGAAAUCUCUGACACUUUGCAGCCCAAAAGGGAGGGAGGAGUUUAGCUUUGCAACAGAAGGCUGAUAUUUGUUAAAAAUAUUUUGUACCUAAUGAAAACUAGAUUUUAUAGUCUCUUAUUAAUUAAUCAGAGUAUGGCACCCACUUAAGUUAUCAUUUUGUAGUAUUGUGGCAAAUCGAGUACAAAGUAUGAAGUUUAAACACUGGAAUGUCAGUAGUCAUUGAUCUGUAAUUUAGGAGCUGGUUUUAUUUAUCUGAGGGAUGUUUGUAUAUUUUGUAAAUUACUAACAAUGCUCUGCCGUCCUAGUGAAUGUCAUGGUUCUGUACAAAUGCACUUCUUUUGUUCCUCUGUUGCAUGUCUGAGUAGUUACGAAGUUUUGUAUAUUUAUUGUAUUAACACUGUGUCAUAGAAUAAAAAAAAAGACUUUUUUCCUGGG
Molecule: messenger RNA, 3884 nt
Organism: Gavia stellata (red-throated loon)
Lineage: Eukaryota; Metazoa; Chordata; Aves; Gaviiformes; Gaviidae
Gene: SCAMP1
Product: secretory carrier membrane protein 1
Exons: 9
Coding region: 62-1081 (339 amino acids)
Biological process (GO): protein transport
Cellular component (GO): trans-Golgi network membrane; recycling endosome membrane
Source: RefSeq, a predicted model, not a curated record